Molecule: messenger RNA, 3622 nt
Organism: Eimeria acervulina
Lineage: Eukaryota; Apicomplexa; Conoidasida; Eucoccidiorida; Eimeriidae
Product: cyclin H, putative
Exons: 2
Source: RefSeq, a predicted model, not a curated record
AGGGGGCCCCCUCCAGGGGCCCCCCUCCCAGGGGGGGCCCCCCCUGGGGCCCCCUUCCCAAGGGGGGCCCCCCCAGGGGCCCCCUUCCCAAGGGGGGCCCCCCCAGGGGCCCCCUUCUCAUGGGGGGCCCCCCCAGGGGCCCCCCGGUGCUUCUUCUCUUCCCUGGGGAGCUCCCCCCAGUACGCACUCCCUGCAACAGCAGCAGCAGCAGCAGCAGCAACAGCAACAGCAGCAGCUGCAGCAGGCAGCAAAGGGAGGAGCUGUUGCAUCUGGGGGGGCUUCUGUAUUUCCCUCUGCUGCUGGCAGCAGCAGCAGCUCUGAUACGCAUGCAGGGGGGCCCCCUAGGGGCCCCCAAGGAGUUAUAAGCGGUAUGUCUUCUCGUUCUUCGUCUGUUGCUUCUAUUAGCGGGCUGUCUAUGAAUUUAGGGGCCCCCCAGGGGCCCCCAUUGACGCCAGGAGCUGCAUCUGCUGCUCCUGCUGCAUCUGCUGCUGCUGCUUCUGCUGCUGCGCUGCGGCCUGUCGUGCCUCCACUGCCCCUAGGUGCUGGUGCACAGCAGCAGCAGCAGCAGCAGCAGCAGAAACAAAAGCAGCAGCAGCAGCAAAUUGAUGCUGGGGGCCCUUCACAGGAGACACUCUUUAGGGCCCAGCGGGCAUCUUCUUUCAGCAGCAACAAGAGUGUGCUGCUUCACGAUCAGCAGCAGCAGCAGCAGCAGCAGCAGCGCAGCAGGCUGCCGCCGCACCCUGUGCACAACGGGCCUGCAACAGCGUGGUUAGAAGCAGCAGAAGCAGCAAGACAGUUGCUGCGGAACAUGAGGCUUCCUGCUGCAGCAGAUGAUCAGCAGCAGCAGCAGCAGCAACAGCAGCAGCUAGCAGGAGAGGCCCAGUACCGCCGCAGCAGCAGAAAGAUUGAUGAACAUAGAGGAGAUAGAAAUCAGCAGCAGCUGCAGCAGCAAGUCCUCGCGCUCCAGCAGCAGCUGCAGCGCGAGAGGCAGCAACGGGGUGAGGAGACCGCAGCACUGCAGCAGGAAGCAGCAGCGCUUAGACAGCAGCUGCAGCAGCAGCAGCAGCAGCAGCAAGAUGGAGGAGAAGGCUUCGAGGAGGAGCGACGACAACUAGCGGACCGGCUGCAGCAGCAGCAGCAGCAGAUCGAGCUGCUGCAGCAGCAGCUGCGACAGCGGCAGCAGCAUACAACAGCGGCAGCAGGUGACGUAGACCAGCAGCAGCAGCAGGAGCCGCUGCUGCAGCAGCUGCGGCAGCAGGUGCAGCAGCUGCAGCAGGAAGUCGCUAUCAAGAGCGAACAGCUAGAGGAGAAGGAGCAGCAACUGCAGCACCAGCAGCAGCUUGUGCAGCAGCUGCAGCAGCAAGUCCAGCAGCUGCAGCAGCAGCAGCAGCAGUUGCAGCGUGAGCUGCGCGAGUCGACACAGAAGGCUGCUGCUGCAGCUGCUGCACCCAGCAGCAGCAGCAGCUUAGCUAAGUCGUUGCAGACGCUGCAGCAGGAGGUAGCUAGGAUCCGCAUGCAGCACGAAGCAGCACUGCAGUGUCUAGGCAGCUCUGCUGCUGCUGUCGAGCAGAGUGGAGCAGAAGCAGCCGCAGCAGCAGCAGCAGCAGCAACAGCAGCGGGGCAGCAAGCGUUCGAUGAUAUUGGGAGCGUAAUUCAAGGCAUGCAGCAAGAGCAGCAGCGGCAGGAACAGCAGCAGCAACAGCAGCAGCAGCAGCAGCAGCGGUGUCUGCAGCCGCUGCAGCAGCCAGGCAGCCCCUGCAGCAGCGUUGGCUGCAGCACUCGUGUGCGAUCUCGGCGCAGCAGCGUGAGCAGCAGCAGCAGCAGCAGCAGCAGCAGCAGCAGCUGCGUCUCCUCCAUGUUGACGGCAGUGCAGCGCAUGCAGGAGAUCUACAGCAGAGCUACUGCAGCAGAAGCAGCAGCAAGACAGCAGCAGCACGGAGCAAGGCAGCUAAGCCGCAGCAGCUUCUCUUACAUCUCUUCUCGCUUCAGCGCCUUCCCGCUUCUUGCUGCUGCUAACCCUAGCACCCCCGGCACACCCUCGCACCUCAGUGUUGCUUCACUGCCAGUCAACGCCCAAACGCCUCCCAGCCGCAUGUGGAACAGCGCACUCCCUUUGAUGCAGCAGCAGCAGCAGCAGCAGCCGCUGCAGCCGCAGCAGCCGCAGCAGCCGCAGCAGCAGCCAGGCUCACAGCAGCAAGAGCAGCAGCACGGAGAGGAGCAGCAGCAGCUCUUUGAGGGCCUCCAUUCUACUCAAGUCCUCGCCUCUAGUGAUGUGCCUAGAGACUUCGUGCAGCAAAAGGAGCAGCAGCAGCAGCAGCAGCCGCAGCAGCAACAGCAGCCGCAGCCGCAGCAGCAAACCAGUUCUAGCGUCUUCGCUCUGCAGCGGCCGCAGCAGACCCCAACAACAACAGCAGCAACAGAGGGCCCUUUGGGUUUCUGCAGCAGCAGUGCUUCGCCAACGGCUUUCCCCCAGCAGCAGCAGCAGCAGCAGCAGCAGCAGCAGCAGCAGCAGCACGAGCUGCAGCAGCAGCAGCAGCAGGAUCCGCUGCAGCCAUUUGUAUGGGAGCGGAGAUCUCCUUCUCAUAGUUUCUCUGUCCCUAGCCCAAAGCAAGGCGCUGGAUCUGCUGCUGUUGCUGCUGCUACUGCAGCAGCAGCAGCAGCUGCUGCUGCUGCUGGUGCCGCAAUUCCUCCACCCAUGCUGCUGCAGGGCCCUGAGCAGCAGCAGCAGAUGCUGGGGAACUCGCUGCAGCAGCAGCUGAGACCUUCGUUUGGUCCAGGUGCUGCACUGACAGCAAGUAGGACGCUGCAGCAGCAGCACGAGCAGCAGCAGCACCAGCUGCAGCAGCAGCACCACCACCAGCUGCAGCAGCAGCAGCAGCAAUAUGAGCUGCAACAGCAGCAACACGACCAGCAGUCAGAGCAGCAGCACGAGCUGCAGCAACAACAACACGAACUACAACAGCAGCAGCAGCAGCACGAGCUGCAACAACAACAAUACGAACUACAGCAGCAGCAGCAGCAGCAGCAGCAGCAGCACGAGCUGCAGCAGCAGCAGCACGAGUUGCAGCAGCAGCAGCAGCACGAGUUGCAGCAGCAGCAGCAGCACGAGCUGCAGCAGCAGCAGCACGAGCUGCAGCAGCAGCAGCACCAGAUGCAGCAGCACGAGAUGCAGCAGCAGCAAGAGGUGCAGCAAAACGAGCAUCUCCAGCAGCCGCAGGAGCAGCAGCAGGAGCAGCAGCACGGUGAGCACCAGCUGCUGCAUCACGAGCAAGAUGAGCAGCAGCAACAGCAGCAGCAGCAGUCUCCAGGUCUGUUGGAGCCUUUCGGCCAGCCACAGGAGCAGCAGCAACCGCAGCAAGACCAGCAGCAAGACCAGCAGCAGCAGCAGCAGCAGCAGCAGCAGUUGCAGCACAGCCUAGACAGACGCAGCGACAUGGCUUACCUCUGGGCAGAUGAAAGCAAUAGAAACCACUGGAACAUGCAGCAACAGCAGCAGCAGCAGCAGCAGCAGCAGCACGAGAUGCAGCAGCAGCAGCAGCAGCUGCAGCAGCAGCAGCUACAGCAGCAGCUGCAGGACAGUAGGCGCAGCAGCGCGCGCACCAUUGAUGAUUUCUUCGCUUGA